UUUGGUUUAAACUGGUCAAUAACUCAGUAGCAAGCUUCAGUUUCUCUGGUUUCACAAAUCAAGUAUGGAACAUGGAUUGGUUAAUGUUGUUGUUGGAAAGUUUGGUGAAUAUAACCAGGCUUCAAUUGCCCUUAACUUCAGAAAGGAGCUUGAAUGGCUGAAGCAGAAGCUCAGAAGAUUAAGAAGCUAUCUCAGAGAAAUAGAUAUCCAAAGUGCACAAAAUGGGAAUGCCAAAAGCUGGCUGCUGGAUGUUGAAGAGCUUGCUUUGGAUGCAGAGGACAUACUAGACGAAUGUGCUGUUGAAUCUAAAGGUACUAACUAUGAAAUCUCCCAAUUGUCUUGUCUCUGUGCUUUCAGUUAUUCCCAGUUAGUCUUUCGUUUUAAAAUGGCACAUAGGAUUAAGGGAGUGAAAGAUAGAUUGAGGUCCAUAAUGGAAGCUGCAGCAGAGCUGAAGCUGUUUCAUGAUCUGAUUCAUUCAGACCAACCCUCGACAAGUACAUCUAGGAAUGUAAAGUGGAAGAGGACAAAUCUAAUGGAGAAGGAUUCAAAACCAGUGGGUAUUGAGCCCAAGGUUAAAGAAAUCCUCCGCCUGCUAGACAACUCUGCUGCCCCUGUCAUUGCCCUAGUUGGAAUGGGCGGGGUUGGGAAGACUUUUCUACUGCAAAAUGUUUUCAAUAGAGUGAAGGAUAAGUUUGAGAAUUCAAUUUGGCUUGAGAUUUCUCAGACUUACUCCCUUAGAGAGUUGCAGGCUGAUUUAGCCUCAAAUAUAAAGUUGAAUGAGGUUGUUAAAGGGGUAAGUGAGAUACAGGCAACAGAGUUAAUUCAUGAGCGUUUAGCAAGCACAAGAGCUCUCAUUGUGCUGGAUGAUGUGUGGAGGGCAACUGAGGAAGAUAAUUUGAUAUCUUCACUUGGCCUUCCAAGAGGGAAAAAUAGCCAGUGUAAAAUUCUGAUCUCCACAAGAAGCAGACUUGUGUGCAGAAACAUGAAUGCCCAUGUCUAUGAGGUGCACACUUUGUCAGAGGAAGAGAGCUGGACCCUGUUUUGUGCUUUUGCCUUCCCCGACUGCCACCAAAAUCAACCACCAGAGCAACUGGAAGGGAUUGCAAGACAAAUUGAAGAGGAAUGUGGGAGAUUGCCCUUGGUUGUCAAAACAGUGGCAGCAUCUCUGGCACGCAAGCGAUCCUUAACGGUGUGGGAAUCCAAAUUGGGGCAGAUAAGGGUGCCAUCUUAUACCAAAGAUCCAAUUAUGCAGGUUCUCAAAUUAAGUUAUGAUUCUCUCCCUGCUCAUCUCAAACCCUGUUUUGCAUUUCUUUCUUUCUUUCCUGAAAAUGAAGAAAUAGACCCCCAUUAUCUCAUAAACUUGUGGGCAGCAGAGGGAUAUGUUCCUCAAGGGGAGGACCAGCUAGACAUUGGGUUAAGUUAUAUAUAUGAUCUUUACAAUCUAUGUUUGGUUGAGAGAACAGGUGACAUUUAUGAUCAAGUAGAUAAAAGGUUCAAAUUGAAUGAUUUAAUGCUUGAUUUGGCUAUUAGUAUAUCAAGGGAAAGUAAAUGUGCUUUUAGUGUGGAGGAAACUUUGAACAGAGGUCCAAGCAUGCAAACAAGUAGCAGGUACCGCAGGAUUUUACUGGGCAAGAAAAGCAUUGGUGAUGAUGAUGUAGAAGUAAUGGCAAGAAACAGGGGAUACUCUGCAUCAUGUCUUCGCACUCUAUCAUUCUCACAAGAUAUAGGGAUUCAAAAUAUUCCUGCAAUGUUGCUUAGCGACGUGAGAGUUCUACGCAUUCUUGACUUGAGUGACACUAACAUCUCAUCAUUGCCCACCUGUGUAGGAAAUUUGAGGCUCCUCAAAGUUUUGAAUCUAAGGGGGACCAAAAUUACCAAGGUACCAAAAUGUAUUAGAAGUAAUAAGAAUCUCCGCUUCCUAGACAUUUCUAGUUGCCAUUGUCUACAGCAGUUGCCUCAAUGGAUUGGUGAACUUAAUUGUCUGGAACAUCUAGACAUAAGUGGGAUCAAUAGCAUGCCUAAGGGAAUAUCAAAUCUUGUGUCUUUACAGGUACUCAGAUUAGAUUUCAACAACUGUAAACUAUCUAUUGAGAAGAAUGAGUUCUUCCAGCUGGAAGAUUAUGUCUAUUUGAUCAAUCUCCGUGAAGUGUCAAUAGUUAUUCAUCACGAGGCUGAAUUGAAAACUAUGGAAAAAGGCCGGAUCUUUGCUGUGUUAGUGAAGAUGCGUAGUCUGAACAUAUGCAAUGCAAGUGAAGGCCAUGUUGAUGAAUGCAAUCUUCCAUCUCUACCAGAGGAAAUGUUAGCUAUGAAGAACCUUGAAUUCCUUUGUCUAGAUAGCUUUGCAGUGUCAAAUUGGAUAUGUGGUUUCUCAAAUCUGAUGCAGUUGAGGUUAUACAAUUGCCACUGUGCUGAAUAUCCAGCACUAGAAUUGAUGCCCAGCUUGAUAAAUUUGGAGUUAAAUUUUAAUGACAAUUGCAAGGCAUUGCCAAAAGGGUUUGGGAAGCGCAGGGGAUUCCUUCAACUGCAUGUUUUUAAAAUUUUGAACUUUCCAGUGUUAGAGGAGUUGCCAGAUUUAGAGGAUGGAGCGAUGCCACAUUUAGAGAUACUAGAGGUAUUUCAAUGUCCCUAUCUGAAGAAAGUUCCAUCUGGAUUAGGGCUCCUGAAAAGUCUGAAAGAGUGUGAGUUUAUAUGGACGGGAAUAAGUAUACCCAGUAUUCGAGAGGAGGAUGAGGAAUUAUGGAAUAAAAUUAAAGUCAAUAAUUCCAGUGAGAGCAUCUAUCUGGGUUAGCCUAGUUGCUAAGUGAACAACAAUGAAAUUCAAAAUGGAUUUUUUUAA
Cryptomeria japonica (Japanese cedar) is the source of this 2836-nucleotide messenger RNA. RefSeq names its product disease resistance RPP13-like protein 4. The transcript has a single exon. Bases 65 to 2788 code for a protein of 907 amino acids. Lineage: Eukaryota; Viridiplantae; Streptophyta; Pinopsida; Cupressales; Cupressaceae. The record is from RefSeq and is a predicted model, not a curated record. Gene Ontology annotation, molecular function: protein binding; ADP binding. Gene Ontology annotation, biological process: defense response.